CUUCAAGCAUUAAUAAUCUAAACAAAAAUAAACAAGUUUGAAUUUAAAUUUAGUAUUAUAUAUUAAGAGAAUUACAAAUGUCGGCCCAAGAUGAACGUAACGACAUCAUAUUGGAGUGUAUACCAACAUUGGUGAAACUACUAACAGAGUUUGAUGAUGAUGAUAUUAAUACGGAACAUUGCAUUCACUUUGCAUGGAACAUUAUAAAAAAUCAUCGAAACCUCAGCACAAAUAGCCAUGAUGUUCGACGGAAAAUCGAAGGCAUUCAAGAACGAUUCUGUGUGGAAAAUUGUCCUGAAUAUGCCGAAUAUUUGGGACGUUUGUGUGAUGAAGUUGUACGACAUCCAUUAUGUGUUGAUCACUAUGAAGUGGAUGUCCAUUGGUCCCUGUUGGAUUUCCUCUUUGAGUUGGCCUAUAAUCCCACAGGUGCCUUAAAGAAAAAUAAACACAAAAUUGAAAUUAAACCGGCCGUAAGUGAAGAAGUGGCCAGUGUAAAAGAUACUGAGAAAGCCUACUGGCUGAAUGUACUGAAAGAGGAUUUUAUACCAGUUCCAAAAUAUGAUAAUAGUGAUUCGGAUUUAAGUGAUUGGACAGAUAAUGAAGAUGAUAUUACUGAGAAUACCACAGAAGAUAUCACGGUUGCCGUUGAAAAUUUGUCAAUUAAUGAAAGGAAACCCAUUACAUCCAUUGCUCCCUCAGUUGUUCAUGAACUUAGACCACCUCAAAAAUCACUACCCUAUACGAUUUUUGAUUCAUCCAAUGCCGAAGAAAAACUUAAUGAACAAAUACAACAUUCAUGGUGGAUAGCUGCAAUGGGAGACCACUGCAAUGUGGCCAUCGAGAGUGAACAUCCUCUGGCUAAUUUUGCCUCGGACUAUAGUCGAUUUCUAAGUGAAACGUCAAAUAAUUUAAUACGUUUCGAAGAGCCCAUAACUAUUGCAGAGCAACAUGUUCUGCGUGAAAUUUUAUGGUCAUUUCAGAGGCCAACAAAUUCUGCCGUCUUUGUUGUGGAUGCUGACAAACAGUUGGCCAUAAGACCAAAUGUAACAAUACCCAGUUGUGGAGUGAAUGCCUUUCAAACAUAUUUGGAGAAUCAGUAUUUACCCUAUCUAAAAAUGAUGAACGUUUUGAGACAGUUCCAUAAGGCAAUUUAUUGCUGUGAGGAUCGUUUGCCACCACGCACACUAGAAUGCUAUGCGGCCAAUUUGCAUUUGCAUCUAAAACCAGUGUGGCAAACAAUUUUGGAAUAUGAGAAACGUCUAAUGGAACCAAAGGAUUUUGAAGUAAACACCCUUGUUACCAUGCGUUCCUAUUUGGAUGAAUCCUUUCGCCAGUUGCAAUCCCUAUAUGAGUUGCAUGAAAAGGUGUUUCUUGAUUGGCGCCAACAUCCUGCCCACAUCACAAGUGCUUUUCUAUUGUCCAGUCUUAUGAACUGUUAUCAAAACGAGAGUAGCGUUGACAAGGGUAAUUUAUUCAUGUCGCUUUUGUUGUCCAGUAUCAAAGUAUUUUGCGAUAUUAUUGAUACAUGGUGGACAGAUGGACGCCUAGAUGAUUGGCAACAGGAAUAUAUUGUGGAGAGGAUUAGCAAUAGCGACCAAUCUGUUUGUAUGCGAGAGUAUCGUAAAAACAAAAGCAAGUCUUUCUUUGUACCCACCCAUGUUAGUAAGGUCAUUGAGAAUAAUAGCCUAUUUCAAUUGAUGCGUGAACAUUCUCUGGAGGCUGGAAGAACAUUGAAUUUGUUGUAUGAAAUAAAUCGCAUUGGUGAUUUGCGUAAAAAUUGUGAUGCCAUGGGUGGAAAACUCUAUAAUGUGUUCAUAGAAGACUUUCUUAAACAAGUCGAGACUUUACAAAAUGAAGUGGCACAGGCUUCUGGGGAAAUAGGAGAAAAUCCUUCCAAUGACAUGGAGCCAAAUGAUAGUGGUUAUUAUAAUGAAGUACUCAAUAAUACCACAAAUAAUAAUGAAGAAAAACAAAGUUCACUGCUUGAUUGUUUAACAACCAAGGACAGCUACUUGCUAAUGGCAUUUGCUUUAAAUAUUAAAGAAGAAGCAAAUUCUGAAGAAGACCCCACAACCAAAGCAAAAGAAACAAAUGCCUCCUCCAUUUAUGAGGCGCUCAAGAAAAAGGCCAAUAACAAUAUCUUACCCCUGGAGGAGUUGUUGAUUUCUACAUUGAGCCAUAUUUUUAAAAUGCGUAUUGCUUUUGCUAACAGUUUUGUGCUGAAACUUUAUCGGGAAGAAUUUAUGAUCCUGAAACAUUUAAGAAAUAUUCGUAAAGUUAUGCUUUUGGAAGCUAGCGAUGCUAUGCAUAUAUUCUACAGUAAACUGUUUAGCCAGAUUGAAUCUGGUGAAUCAUGGGCCAAUCGUUCAUUACUUACCAUGCAAUUGGAUGAUAUCAUUUGCUCGAAAUACCCCGAAAUGUCCAUGCUAUUUUGCCUGGAAGUUAAUUCUGCAUUCCGCUGUCAAACCACCAAAGUUAUUGAAGCCGUCGAAGAGCUAAUCGUCACGUAUAAUUUCACCCGGGAACUUUCCCACAUCAUAUCGUCCGAUGACAUUAAAGCCUAUAAUAAAGUUUUUUGUUUUCUAUUAAAAGUCAAAUGGGGUAUAACGACGUUGGAAAAAUUACAAUUUGCUCGUUCCCAUAAGAGACGUAUACCCUAUGCCCGUUUCGAAAUGAUCGACUUGAUAAUGAGGCGAUUGGAACAGUUACGAUUUUGGAUGAUCUAUGCCAUACAAAGUGUACAUUUUCAUUUGAUGACCCAUGUCCUGCAGUCGAUGGGUGAACAAUUGGAUGAGAAAAUUGAGAAAUGUGAAAAUUUCCAAGAAAUGGAAAUGGUACACAAAUCCUAUUUGAGUACAGUGUGUGAACAUUGUUUUCUCACGGACAAUGUGAAUACCAUAAAAGUCGGAGUGGAACAACUUUUAAGUUUGGUAUCCAUAUUACGUGCCGAAUGGAUGGCAUGUGUUAAAUUUAUCGAAAGCAAUAGCCCCUUGGCCAUAUCGUUGGAUGAUAGUUCCAGUGAGGAUGCGGAUACCGAUUUUGUUACCAAUUCACAAAUCGAUGCCAUGGAAUAUACAUAUAUUUGCUGCCAUCAGUAUUUGGCCAAUAUAUUGAAUGACCAAGUUUAUCUUAAGAAAAAUACAUUUUUGUCUGGCCUGAGAGCUGCUUUCAAUACCAGUCUACCCCAUUAAAAUGUUAUGUUUAUUGUUAAUUUACCAUUUUUAUAUUGCAUUUUUUACAAAGGAAAUAAUAAAAAUAAUAUCGAAAAUAUAA
Molecule: messenger RNA, 3273 nt
Organism: Musca domestica (house fly)
Lineage: Eukaryota; Metazoa; Arthropoda; Insecta; Diptera; Muscidae
Gene: Grip128
Product: gamma-tubulin complex component 5
Exons: 8
Coding region: 78-3191 (1037 amino acids)
Biological process (GO): mitotic cell cycle; meiotic cell cycle; cytoplasmic microtubule organization
Cellular component (GO): spindle pole; equatorial microtubule organizing center; centrosome
Molecular function (GO): microtubule minus-end binding; gamma-tubulin binding
Source: RefSeq, a predicted model, not a curated record